UAUGACUUACUUUUAAGUUGUCGUAACAUUCGGUGUUGAGGCCGGGCAUUUAAUAUUGAAAUUUAUGCUCAACAGAAGUCUAGAAAAAUUUGAAUGAUAAUUUAAAACGAUUAACAGUGAUUUAAUUAGUGACAUCUUGGUUUUUUAAUAAAUUUGAGUUUAAUCUCGGAUUUAAUGAGUGUAACCGCACUCUAAUUUUAACAACUCUUCCUGCAAUACCUACGGGCCCAAACGAUGAAUACAAUCAAUUUCGGCCAGUUUAAGGCCUUCCUGAUCUUGUUUUGUAUUUCGGCUAUCAGUAUCAGUGUUGUAACAACAGCCAAUACCUGCAAAAGAGGAUGUACCCAAUCUGACAAUGGAGUGUUAAAGUUUCAGCCAGGCAACGUUUACGAAUAUAACUUCGAUUCAGUUAUAACAGUUGAUCUUGACACUGGCGCUUCAAAAGGUACCGAUGAUACAAGUUUAAGGCUCACUGGCACUGCAAAAAUUUAUGCCGAAGGCAACUGCGGCUACACGUUGCAACUUAGUGCUGUCAAAGUUUUGGCCGCUAAGGAAGCAGCUGAGAAAAAGUUAGUGCAGAGUGUUCAAAAGCCUGUCCAUUUUACUUUAACAAAUGAUAAAGUGGAACCACAAUUUUGCGCCGAUUACAAUGAUUACCAAUAUGCUUUAAAUAUCAAACGGGCGAUAAUUUCUUUGUUGCAGUCUAACUCAGAAGACGGUAUUGAAGUGGACAUCUUCGGGCAGUGUUCAACGCAUACAUCAGUAUCUAAUGUUGGGGAGACGCAUAUUGUAACCAAAGUUCGUGAUUUAAAUCAAUGUAGAUUCCGAGAAAAUACACGUAGUAGUCUGAUUCACGGAGUUAUCAAUCAAGCCGCGGGUGUUAAGUCUGCACACCUUUUCAAGGCCAGCUAUACCAAGGAAUCAAAAAUAGUGAACGGUAUUGUUGAAAAUACUCACUUGAUUGAAGACUACAGUUUUGGCAUAGCCGAGAAAGGUAUAAACAGAAUAAGAGGAAAAGUUAUUACAAAUUUAAAGAUAAGAAAUCCAGCUGGUACUCCUUCUGCUCCUCCACAGACUGGCACUCAUGGCGUCUCCUUGAUUUUUCAAAAGCCUGAAGUAUAUAUAACCAAAAAUUUGGCAGCACUAAAAACUGCACUAAAUCAAUUGGUUGAUUUAUUAAAUGACUACGUGAAAAAAGAUAGUGCCACAAGUUUCACUGAUCUUAUACGUUUAAUGCGUAAUGCAGAUACUGAUACUUUACUUGAACUGGCCAUUGUGCCCCACGAGAAUACUAUUUUGGCGCGAAAAGUCUAUUUGGAUGCAUUGUUCCGUACUGGUACUGCUGAAUCAGCAAAGGCUAUAUUUAAACAGUUAAACAAAAUGGAUGAAAAAGAAAAGCUAAUAGCUAUAAUAUCACUGAACCUUGUUCAAUCUGUGGAUAAAGAUACUUUAAUCCAGGCAUCUGCAUUAUUAACACCAAAUGCUUCAAAUCAAGUGUAUUUGUCAAUAGGCACGUUGGUUGCGAAAUAUUGUCAAGUCAACGAUUGUGAACAGGGAGACCUAGAUGGAAUCUCCAAGAAAUUUAUUGAAAAUCUUAAGCAUUGCAAAGCUAAUACAAUGAAAGACGAAGACCGCAUUGUUAACAUAUUAAAGGGAAUUACUAAUAUGAAGAAAUUUAGUAAAAAUUCCGUUAAUGCUCUAGUUGAGUGUAGCAGUGUCGGUCGUAGUAACCGAAUUAGAGUAGCAGCAUUGCAAGCAUUUACUUCUGCAAACUGCGACUCAGUUUUAAUUCAAAAGGCUUUAACAUUGCUCCGUGAUCGUAAUGAAGACUCUGAACUAAGAAUUGAAGCAUAUUUAGCAGCUAUUAACUGCCCUAAUUCCAAUGUAGCCAUCGAAAUAGCAGCAAUUGUGAACUCAGAGAAAGUUAAUCAAGUGGGUGGAUUUAUUGCGUCAAGUCUCAAAGCAAUACGCGACUCGACAGAUGACUAUCGUACUUAUCAGCGCUACCAUUUGAAUAAUAUUCGUGUUACAAAACAAUUUCCCAGGGAUCCAAGGCGUUACAGCUGCAAUAAUGAAAUAUCCUACAAGCUAGAUGCACUCGGCCUUAGUGCAAGUUCCGAUUACAAGGUUAUAUAUUCCCAGCAUGGAUUUUUGCCCCGUUCGACAAAACUUAACAUUAGUACAGAGAUUUUCGGCACUAAUUUUAAUGUAUUUGAAGUGAAUGUGAGACAAGAAAAUUUAGAAAAUGUUUUGGAAUAUUAUAUUGGACCUAAAGGCUUGCUUAAUAAAGAUUUUGAAGAGAUAAUAAAAAUAAUUGAAGAUGGUGGUGUUUCUGGUGAUAAUUAUAGAGCGCGCCGUAAUAUUGCCGAUGAAACAGCUAAACUGUCAAAAAAAUACAAAGCAUAUGGCACCAAAAACAUCCAGGAUGUCAAUCUCGAUUUAUCGUUAAAGUUUUUUGGUUCUGAAAUGUUAUUUCUCAGUUUAGGUGACCAUAUACCAAAUACAUUAGAUGAGAUUAUAAAAAGCUUAUCUACCGCUUUCGACACCGUAAAAAAGGAACUGCUAUCCUAUAAUAAGGAAUUUAUGUUCCAUGAUCUGUUCCUUGAUGUAAACGCGAUUUAUCCAACUGGUCUUGGUAUCCCACUAGAAAUAAAUACGCAAGGUUUUACAGCGAAUAAAUUAGAUUUCGGUAUAAACUUAGAUGUUGAUGGUAUUCUGGAGCAGAAUUGGCUUGCAACAAAGUAUCAAGCAAAAAUUGUGCCAAGCGUGGAUAUUAAUUUAAAAUUUCAACUUGGAUUUAAUGCUUAUGUGUUAGCUGCGGGACUUCAAGUCGAAUCGAAUUUUCAUUCAGCGUCUGGUGCUGAUGUUAAAUUAGAUUUUAUCAAUGAGGGAAAUGAAUUUAAUUUGAACAUUAAAUUACCACGAAACAAACUGGACCUCAUCAACGUAGAAGUUAUACCUGGAUUUUAUGUAACAGACCCUGAUAAGCCAUUUAAAGUCAUUGUACCGAAAGAUAACAAAAAACAAAACUCAGAUAAUUAUCAAAUGUGCUUCAGCCAAUUAGAUGUUGUUGGACUGAAUUUAUGCAUAGAUGUGUCUGGUGUUAGUCGUGGUAAAGAACUGUCAUCAAAUGCUGGCUAUUUUAUCAGUUUAGUACGUCCCGUUAGCUUAAAUGUUUACACAGAAGUUGAACGAAAGUAUAAUUUACGUGGUUCGUACAUAUCUCAGACCAACAGUGGCAGCCAAGAAUGGAAGCUGGAGUUAAAUAUGCCAGAAUCAAAGGAACAUCGUAGUGCAAGUGUCACGUUUGAAGUAGGGUCGAAUCCUAGUACAUAUGGACGAUUAGCCUUUGAUACGCCAUUAUAUCAUUUUGCCUUUGAGUCAGGAUUUAAUAAUGACAAUCACGAACUAGUCCUAUAUGCUCAACAUGAGGACAAUGAAAAAGUUAACCGUAAUAGAAUUGGGUUCAUACGCAACGGCAAUGAGUAUCUUCCCAUUAUUGAGGUGCAGGAUAAAAGUGGUACGUCUAAUGAAUUUUAUGGGUAUCGCAUGGAUGGCAAGGUCAUUUUGCAAAAUUCCGGCGAUAACCAAGCCAAAUACAUUUUUGAUAGUUUCAAAGUGGCAAAUAAAGGAAAAGAUAGAGUAAUUGUAAAUGGUUGGACAGAAGUAGGAUCAGCCUGGCUUAAUAGCGAAUUACGUGUUGGCAUCUUAAAGGAUACAUAUUUGGUAAAAAGCAACUUCGGAGUGAAUAAUGGUAUAUAUGAUAUUGGAUUCUUCAUAAAUGAUGAACAAACGCCAGAAAAUAUUUAUGGAGGGUCUGGCCAUGUACAGCUUGCUGAACAAGCUUUUGUGGUACAAUUGGUUGGUGCAGCUGCAUCGUGGAAACUAGAUUUAAACAAUGAGGUACAGUACGCUCUUUCCGAGAGUUCUAAUUCCCUUGAAUCCAGCAGUUUUAAGCACGAAUCAACUUUAAAAAAUCAGAAAAGCGUUGUUGGACAAUUCAAGUUGAAACUUUUGACCUCUGGGAAUAAUAAAAUUGAUUUAAAUACUGAAUUAGUGAGCGGAAAAAGAACGGCUGCUCUUGCUAUCAAAUAUAAUGGAAACGGGCACCCAUUCGGCGAUUACAAUAUCGAAAUACACGGAAAAUAUAACAAGCAUUACGCAGAUAUUAUAGCAAAGAAUAAUUUCAAUGGUAAUCGUUUUGUUAUCGAUAACACACUUGUAACCAGUUGGGGCACAUCAUUUACUAUUAAAGGUGAAAUAGGACAACGUUUUACAGCUCAGGAUAUAUAUAUUGAUAUGCAUGGUACAGCGCAAAUUAAUAACAAAAAUAAGCAGUUUCAGUGGAUAAUUAAAGUAAUUGGCACUCCUGACAAAACAAACAGUGAGGUUAAAAUAACGAGCGACAGUGCAGAUAUUUUGAAAUGUACAGGUGAUCUGCAACAUCCACAAGAUAAAAUAUCCAGCGGUAAAAUUCAUGUUUCUGCUAAAAAUUUAGCUGUAUUAAAAGCAGACUUUAAAGUUGCCAAAAAUGGUAAAGGUGAUGCAAAUGUUGCUGUUGAAACCCUGAAGACCGACCAAAGCCAAAAAAUUGACAUUAACAUAAAAUUCCAAGUUCAAGCACCAAAAUAUGAGGUGGAAACGGCUAUUGUAUUUAGCGGAGAUAAAAAAAUUUACUUUAAGACCGAUAGCCAUUUGGAAAAAAUGAAAUUCAUAACUAAGAAUGUCGCAGAGAUUUCAAAUAAGAAAUUAACUAUCGAUGCCAACUUUGCUGUAAAAGGUGAUUUCAGCACAAAUGGUGAACUUCAAGGUAACUUCAUUUUCACUUCUCCAACUGGACACAUUGUAGAUGGUAAUAUCAAGCGUAAAAUAACCACAAACACUAAAACAGGAAACGUGCAAGGUGAUCUCGACGUACAAAUAAGUAAAGCACGUAAUGGCCAAAAACAAACUUUGGCUUACACGGCAAAAGCUGAUAAGCUAAAUUUGAAAACAAAAGAGCUUUCCGAAAAGGUUCAACUUAUAUAUACGGAUAUUAAUGAUAAGAAGCUAGAAUUAUAUGCAAAUGUAAAACAUUUACCUAAAGAUAAAAGCAAAACAGUCGAAAUAAAAGCUGGCGUGCGGGGCGAUUAUUUGAAUAUACCUGUCGAUGUCAAUUUCGUAGUUGACGAAUAUGACAGCAAUCACGCGGUUUUCCGAGUUGAUAUUAAGUGCGCUGGAGCCUUCAUCUUUAAUGUCAAUGGCAGAUAUAAUUUGGGCGGAAAUGAUAUUCCAGCAGUAUUUGAAGUUCAAUUAAAUUCUCAGCUGCCAAAAAAUAACAUCAAGUCAAUUCAGCUCAAUUCAAAUGGUAAAUUCCUUAAUCCAAAAACUAACAAUGGUACUUAUAUCAUUGAACUGCAUGUAGAUAAACAAACAGGAGAUAGUCAAUAUUUACGUUUAAAUACUCUCUGGAAAGGCUCCCAGCAGCAAGGUGCUUACACAUUUGAUGUGGAUACUACGGAAAUGAAUGGACCAUUGAAAUUAGAAGGUACCUAUCAAAAUGAACAGCCAGGUGAUACUAAGGAUGGCUCUGCUGUUGACAAACAGCAUUAUAGUUUCAACUUCAACUAUGAUAACAAAUUUGUUAAGUCAACUGCGAAUUUGAGUUAUGUGGGUAUUGGUAAAGCCACAGCUCAUUAUACACUGAACGCUAAUUUUGAAUCGGUAAAAUAUAUUGAUUUUGAUAUAAGCAUGCAGAAACUUGAUGUUGAUACUUAUGAGAUUAAUUUGCACGCUAAGGGUGAUGAAAUUGCAUAUAUGUCGAACAUGAAAAUUUAUCAUUCUCAGUAUAGGAAAGGUCUAGACAUGCACAUAUCAACUCCAGAAGGAAGUCCAAUAGUUAUUGUUGGUGUUUUUGAAAUAUCAGGCGAGCAAAAAUCUAAAAUUUCAGUGAAUAUUCAAAAUGUGAUAGAUUUAGAUUUUACCUGCAACUGGGAGUCAUCAUAUAAUGCUAUUGACGAUUUCUCUAUUAAAGCUGAUUGGAACUCAGUAAGAUUAAAUCUUCCAAAUUAUUUGGUUGACAUACGUUCACAGGGCAAAUCAAUAACUUUCAAUUUUAAAAAUUCAAAACAUGAAAUUAUGUCUGGCAGCGCAACAUACUCUCUUAAAAAGGAGAAGAGCAAGAGCAUACUUGAAGGUCACGGCCAAGUAAAAUACUAUGGUAAGCCGCAGAAGAUAAGCUUCCGUCUAAUACACCAAAUUUAUGACAUUGCAACACACAAAGAAACUGGCUUUUCUUACUCACUGGAUGGUAAUUAUGGUCCGAAAAAAGGCGUAUCAACAUUUAAAAUUACCACUGGUGGUUUUGAUGUAAAAUUUUCAAUAUGCGAAGAAAAGAAACAAUGCACAAAUGUACAAGUGCAAUCUCUUGUUACACCAAAUAGUAAAGAGCUCGAUUCGUCUCAGAAUUCAUUACUCAUUGUCAUAGAUUUACGAGAGCUUGGUUAUCCUUAUGAACUUGAAUUUCAAUCGAAAACCGUACAACAAGGAAUUAAGUUGCACUACAGUAUUGAAUCACAAUUUGUAUCAAACAACAAUUUAAAGUACAAAUUAAGUGCAAACAUACAACCAAUGAACUUAGUUAUACAAAUAAAAUUACCAAAUAGAGAACUCUUAUUUGAGGGUAUGCAACAAUUACCAGAAAAUGGCAGAUUAUUUGGCCGCUACGAGAACAUCCUCGCAUUCUACUUUGACAAAACAAAUAAACCCAACGAUGUCACAAGGAUAUCGGCCGUUGCUGAUGUUACCGGAAAUGAACUUCCAAACAUAAAUGUAAAUAGUGAAAUAAAAUUUGAGAAUGCUGCCAUCCGGCCAUUAUCGAUUUCUGGUAAAUUUGAUGCUAACCGUGAGAAGAAUAUUGUAAAUUGUGAAGUUAUCUUUGACAUAUUUCGUUUACCGGAACAGAAGAUUAUCGGAACUUUGCGAACACAAAACAGUGGUCAAGGGAACGGGUUUAAUAUUACAACAUUUGAGUCACUGCAAUCUUCGGGUCUGGGUUUUAAUUACGAAUUCAGCGGUCAUACUGCGCUUAACAUAGAUUUGCAAAUAUUGAGUGCAGGUACCAUUUUACGUAGUGGAGCUACAGAUUUAAAAGUAUCAGCAAAUAUAUAUGCUACAAAAGACCACACUGACUUAUCGGUUUAUAUUUUAAAUGAACCCAUUGUACAAGUGGCAGCCGACUUCAAUCGUCAAAAAUUCUCAGUCAAUUUUAAUAGUAAAGUAAAACUUUUUAGCCAAGCAGCUGUGGAGCUCAAAACCGAGCUGCAACCUACACAGUCAAAACUUGUAUUGAAACGUAAAGGUCUCUUGGAUUUGAACGCAGAUGUCAAACUGGGCAAGGAGAUUGAGCUUAAUAUUAAAGGUGUUGAAGAGCAAUUGUUUAAAGGGCGCGUGGCACUAGAUGCCGCUAAUUUCCUACAAGCAACUUAUUCCACCAACAGCGAUGCUAUCAAAGCAUUUUUGAAUGUGGUGGAAAGCGAAAUAAAAAAAGACUCUAAUGCAACAGUUGAGACAAUUAAAAGAAAAUUUAGAUAUAUGCGAGAAACAAUCGAUAGACAGGCGAAAUUCUUUGAGGCUAGUACCCCCGAUUUGGCAAAAUUGAAGUCUAAUUACGAAGAAAAUGUGAAUGAUAUCGUUCGAGCUUUGGAGAAUGAUCCCAUAUUGAAGCAGAUCAGUGAAAACUAUCAAAUCAUUUACACUAAGCUUGUGCAAGUUUCUGGAGAUAUAUCGAAGAUUGUUGCUGAGUACUAUGGAAGUUUGAAUAAGUCUAUAGCAGAAUUUUACAAAAAAUUGGAAACCUCGUUAAGGGAAAAUGUAUUGCCAGCUUGGGAAGAUCUGUUGGUCACAGCUUCAAAAAUGCUUGGAGAUUUGCGCGUGCAAAUUGUUAAUGUAGUAACUGAAUUGAUUCAACAAAUUUGGGAGAGCUUAAAACAAUAUGGUCCUGCACUGGAAAAUUAUACUAAAACUAUUAAAGAAUUAUCAAGGCCAUUAAAUGAGGCAGUCCAAGAACUUGUCAAAGCAACCACUGAAACAAUUGAAAACCUUAUUGAAGAAUUCAGAGAAUAUAUUACAAAGCUUCCUACAAUCGAUGAAUUACAAAAUCAAUUCAAUGAAAAAUUGGAAAAGCUUCAACUUUUGGAGAACACCUUGAAUUUUAUAAAUAACUUGUUUGACCAACUACAUAUUUUGCCUUUGACUCCGGAAUCGUUAGAAUUCAUAGAAAAGUUACGGGAAUAUAGCGAGGCUAAAAUAACAAAUAAACAUAUACACGACGAGCAGCUAUUAAAAGAGCUAACUAAACUACUAGUACGAGCAUUACGUUCAAUUUGGUCAAACUUGGAUAUUAGUUCAUCUCUAGCACCAACUGACAUUGCGAAAAACAUGUUGUCCGCUAUACUGGACUUAACAUCAGAGUCGCUUGAUCUUCUUGGUAAAAUGCCAAUGGUCUUGUCAUUCCGUUUUAGUGUCUUGAAUUUUAUACUGAACGAAAAUUUGGAAUAUAUAUUCAGCAUUAGAAAUUGGAUAUUCCUCCAAGACUUUAACCUGCACGGGCAUAUAGUAGAUGGGCACAACAUUUUCACAUUCGAUGGUCAACAUUAUUCCUUCCCUAGUAGCUGCAAGUAUAUAUUGGCACAAGAUACCGUUGAUAACAAUUUUACUGUGGUCGCACAAGUUAAUAAUGGCAAACUUAAAACGAUAAUAUUAACCGACCGGGAAAAUAAGUUUGUCGAAAUUUCAGAUUCAGGUACUCUAAAAAUUAACGGCAAGGAAGCCGAGUACCCUCAACAUUUAAACGGUAUUCAUUCUUGGCGUUUAUACUACACUGUCUGGCUGCAAUCUGAAUAUGGUGUGGAAAUUAUGUGUACUCAAGACUUAAAGAUUUGUAAUGUAAAAGUUAAUGGUUUCUACACUGGUAAAAUUAGAGGCCUUCUUGGAAAUGGGAAUGCUGAACCAUAUGACGACUUUAUUCAAAUAGAUGGUACAAUUACUCCAGAUUAUGUUACUUUUGGUAACGGAUACGGAAUAGGUAAAUGCGCUCCAGUUGCUGCACGGCCAGUUGAAUUAGUGUCACAUUCAGAUAUUUGUUCUGAUUUAUUUGGUCUACAAUCGCCGUUGAUGCCUGGAUAUAUAUUGGAAAACCCUUCACCUUACCGUUCUAGAUGUGACGCAGUUGUCCAUGACGCUGCUGAAAAAGAAAAAGAAGCUGCUGCCUGUUUAAUAGCAGCUGCUUAUGGAUCGGCUCUGAAAAUGAAAGGCAUUCCAAUUACAUUGCCAUCUCGCUGCUUAAAGUGUGCUGGUCCUAAUGGGCAACGCGAGUUAGGUCAAGAGUUCACUGUUAAAAUACCAAAUAAUAAAGCGGACAUUGUCUUCGUUGUGGAUAUGGAUGUCAGCCACGCUUUGCUUAGUAACUUGAUUGCGCCUGCAAUUUUAGAGAUGCGCGACUCACUUAAAAUACGUGGAUUUACUGAUGUGCAAAUCGGAGCAAUUGCUUACAACAAUUCUCAACUUUAUCCAGCUCUAUUAACUAGUAACGGCGGGAAAAUUAAUUAUCAAGACAAUUUAGCUUAUGUCAAACUAAAUGGGUCUAAAAACAUUUGUGUACACUGCAUUUCACAAGAGCUUCCGGAUACCAAGGUCGUUGAAAUCUUUAAAGUCAUUGAGAUAAUUUUAAGAAAUAUCGUACCGCAAUCUGAUGAAAAGGCAUUUAAAUUGGCUCUUGACUACCCAUUCAGAGCAGGUGCUGCAAAGAGUAUAGUAGGAGUUCGCAGUAAUAAUUUGGAAUUUGAUAAUUUGUUCAAACUAGUAAGAGCUCACUUAACCGAUGUUGAAACUAAGUUCAAUGGGGCCCAAUUGCAUUUAAUUGGUCCCGUUAAGGAAUUAUCUGCAGAAGGUAUUCCAAAAGAAAAACUUAUCGGAUUUAACUCCCGUUUGAUUGCCACACUAGAUGGAAAGGAUAUAAAAAAGCGUCAAAAACUGCAAUUCGAAAAUGAUAUAAGCAUUGACUUUGUUCUCAAAAAUGGUGGAUGGGUCUUUGCAACCAACAAUUUUGAUCAAAUGAAGCCCAAUGAGCAGAAAAAGAAUGUAAAUCAAAUAGUCAACACAUUAGCUGAUACUCUUUUCAGAACGGAAAUUGUUAGCGAAUGUGAAUGUGAGGUCGUGCAUGGUCUACAUGCUCAACACAGAUGCACAAUUAAAUCAUCCAACUUCCUGAUAAAUAAAAAGGUUAAAACCAAAUAGUUGAAGGUAAACUUUCUAAUUAAACUCAGUAAAUAAUACAAAUAUAAAAUUUAUUGCGUCUGUCAAAAGCAAAAAUAAAAACUAUAGCUAAGAAAUGUA
Molecule: messenger RNA, 10374 nt
Organism: Ceratitis capitata (Mediterranean fruit fly)
Lineage: Eukaryota; Metazoa; Arthropoda; Insecta; Diptera; Tephritidae
Gene: apolpp
Product: apolipophorins
Exons: 8
Coding region: 235-10275 (3346 amino acids)
Biological process (GO): lipid transport
Molecular function (GO): lipid carrier activity
Source: RefSeq, a predicted model, not a curated record